Molecule: messenger RNA, 6214 nt
Organism: Chara braunii
Lineage: Eukaryota; Viridiplantae; Streptophyta; Charophyceae; Charales; Characeae
Source: the annotation of a GenBank genome assembly
CGCCGUACCAGGACCAGAUGCUGGUGAGUCCAGCAGUGCACCCUCUGACCGCCAACUGGAGCAACGCGUCGACCACGUCGUAGCAAUGCUCGGUGACAUCAACACCUUCGCUGCGUCGACCACCAUCAACAAUCAGCUGGAUACUUUGAAGACCGAAGUCCAGCAAUUGCAGUCGACGAACGCGGAUGGCAACAAUCCAAAGCAAUACAAGAUGCCAACUUUUGAACUUGACAAAUUCGACGACUACACGCAUCAGGACCGGGUGCUCUGGUGGGAAGCUUUCACGACGCAACUUCAGAUUCUGCCUGUCGCCAAACACGCGUACAUCGACGCCCUGUUCAUGAACUCAAAGGGCGGAUACCAGAUUCGGUUAACCCACCUGGCAGCCACCCACGGCGUCGACGUCGCAAAUCUGAAAGACAAGAUCUCAUGGGAAGAGUUAACACGACUGUGGAAGAAGCGGUUCAUCGUUGACGACGCACCAGCACACGCCAUCAACCGUCUCGUCACCAUGACUCAAGGCAACACAGAAACACGUGACUGGCUCACGGAAUGGCAGAAGAUCGCGGCAACGCCCGAUCUUGACUUACCAUUUCCGCAUCUGCGCCGUGAGUUCUACAACAGGUCAUGCGCUGCAUUGAACCAGACACUUGGUGAUCGCGAGCAGUAUGCAACUUUUGCCGAAAUUAUUGACAAGGCGAGAGAGAUCAUCAAGACCAACAGGGCGGCUGCUCACGAGAAGUCAACGUGGCAGCCAACCUAUGUGGAGAAGGUGAGAACUGGUCCGCGGCAGCAGCAGUUCGCUGCAGUCCAAUCGGACAACACUGUGGAAGACCCGGCAGCCACCCAAGCGUCACGUGAGGGAGAUCAGGUGGCUGCUGUCCAACCGCGAAGCAACAACAAGCCCCGAGUGCCAUUCGUAUUCGAUGACGACGCACGCCGGUCAUUCCAAGCACUUAAGACGACUAUGCUCAUGGCACUCGUCCUUAGCAUCUAUAACCCCACCCUGCCGACGAGAGUGACUACGGACGCUUCCAGCUAUGGCAUUGGGGCAGUCUUGGAACAGCACGACGGUGACGACUGGCACCCUGUGGAGUAUUUCAACCACGAAGUGCCUCCCAUCAACUCGCUUGAUGUUGUAAGGAAGAAGGAGCUGCUCGCAUUGGUGAUGACUCUCAAGCGCUGGCGGCACUUCCUCCUUGGGCGUCGUAGGUUCACAUGGGUCACAGACAACAAUCCAUUGACCUACUACAAGACGCAGGAUACGGUGAGCAACACGAUCGGACGAUGGAUGUACUACAUCGACCAAUUUGACUUCACACCGAAACAUCUUCCCGGCCUCUCCAAUCGCGCAGCAGAUGCACUCUCGCGAAGACCUGAUCUUUGCGCUAUGACACAUCACGCCUUCGCAUUCGACGAGGAGCUCCAGCGACACUUCAUCAGGGGCUACGAGCCCGAUCCAGACUUCGCCACGCUAUAUGCGCAGCUAUCUUCGGAUCACCUGCCGACCAGCCACUAUCGCAUUGCCGAUGGGUACUUGCUCCUGCAUUGGCGGGGCAAGGACUUACUAUGUGUCCCACGCGACCGCCGUCUUCGGACUCGCCUCCUCGGCGAGUAUCAUGAUUCGCGACUUGCCGGCCAUUUCAGAGUCAACCGCACUAUUGCACGACUUCGACAACGAUUCCGAUGGCCCGACCUCAUCACCGACGUCACGAGGUAUUGCGACUCUUGCGAAGUUUGCCGACGAAGCAAACCCCGCAACCGCAACCCCUACGGCGAGCUGCGCCUGAUGCCGAUCCCGCAGGAACCCGGCCUCUCCAUGGCCAUGGAUGUCAUCGGACCAUUCCCCCGCGACCGCCUUGGACACGACGACAUCCUCACGGUUGUGGACCGUUUGAAGUUGUUUAAAUCCGAAAUCGUCACGAAGACUGUGGAAGGGAGACUUCAGUCCAAAGGCUUUGCAAAAGUGACCUUUGGAACAGAAGAGGCAGCUGAAAGGGCCUGCCUUCUUGGAGAGGAGGGGUUGCUGAUGCUCAUGGAACGCAAGCUCACUGUCAAAGUACUUAAGAGACAAGCUAAAAGAAAUCCGGAACAUGGCUUCGUAUCAAUACCAGGCGCGACAGUUGAAAUUGGGUCACUUAUCGAGGAGAAUGUUUUCUCCAUUGAAUGGGCAUCAGAGCCUGGACAAGCGACGGUCCAGUUCGACUUCCCUCAGCGAAAAGUGGAUGUUGUCAUUCUCGAUACUUGUGUCCGCAUAGGAAGCAUUGGUGGGAUGAAAAAUGAUCUCUCCCUCCAGUGGGGAAAUGGUUAUCAAAUGGAUUGGCAAAUGGACCAAACGGUCUACCUGCAAGAGAUCAAGCUUGUGUUCAGAUUCAAGGAGCUGAUUCGGUUUGACAAGGCUGGUCAAACUAAGCCCGACGCAGCUAAUACUGUGAUAUUUGAGGCUUGCCACCCGCCAGGGGUUUAUGUGCGUUUAAUGCAGCCAGGGGGCGUUAGUGGAGAGCGACUAGAUGACUAUGUCUGGUGUUCUGAGAAUGAAGGAUCAUGGACAAGGACAGUUGACCUUACUGCAAAUGGAAGUAUUGGACGGAGCUUGGUCUACCGCGUUGUUUUCCCAUCGACUAUGAUUCAACAACUGGAGGUGGUCAUGUAUAACCUUGAGGACUUCCAUGUUGUAGGUUCACAUGUGCAUGGUAAAGAGUGGAGGCCCAUGGAGACAUGCCAGGCAGAUAAUAUGGCAAAAGGGAUGAGGGGGGUGGAUGAAGGUGCACCACCCACAACCCCGUUGUCUGGAAAGCCUGGCAUUCCACCUGAGGUGGUCUUUGCCCUUCAUCGUUUGUUGCAGAAGAAUCUUAUAUGCUCGCAAAAGCUGACUGACGAAUUCUAUGAACUAUUGCGCCCCUCGAGUGAGCUAUCAAUGAAACGUGUGCUGUCAGCGUUGGAUAGAAUGCAUGAUGGAGGACGGAAGGAGAAAACAUAUGAUCCUUCGGAUUGGCUGCGAGGUGAACUGAUGAAAUUAUGGUCGAAGAAAGGGGAUGGUAAGGAGUACGCUGAUCCCGGGGAGGGGAAAAUGUAUAUGCGCCGACUCAUAGUGACACCAACCCGAGUAAAUUGCGAGGGGCCGGAAAUCGAACUAAGCAAUCGUGUGACAAGGAGGUUUAAAGAGCAACAGGGCGAGUUUCUGAGAGUCACUUUUGCGGAUGAAGGGUUCGGGCCUCUGUGCUCCCAUGAACUAUGGUCUAACCUGUUCCCUGAUAGCAAGGACAAGCAGCACUCGCUUGUGUAUGACCGGAUCCUAUCCUUCCUGCGCGAUGGAAUUGUAAUAGGCAGUCGGAGGUUUGAGUUCCUCGCUUUCUCUGCGAGCCAGCUGCGGGAGCAGUCAGUAUGGUUUUUUGCAUCUGGCGGCCAGGUUGGGCCAAGCAACAUCCGCCUCUGGAUGGGAGAUUUCUCUAAAUUUCGAAACAUUGCAAAAUGUGCCGCAAGGAUGGGCCAGUGUUUUUCGUCAACAACUGCCACUAAGAAGGUUAAAGCUCAGGAGGUGGAGAGUAUUCCUGAUGUGAUGACCUUUGAUGGCAGGUAUUGCUUCUCUGAUGGUGUCGGCAAAAUCUCUGCAUCUUUUGCUCUUGAAAUUGCUACAGAAGCUGGGAUCCUCAGGCGAAAUGGAGGCCUCUGCCCAUCUGCGUUCCAGAUUCGUUAUGGAGGAUCAAAGGGUCUUGUGGUAGUCGAUCCCCACUCAACAUUUAAGUUGUCUCUGCGACCAAGUAUGGUCAAGUUUGAUUCCAUCCACCAAGAUCUCGAAGUGAUUACACAUUCCAAAUAUCUUCCAUGCUUCCUCAACCGCCAGAUCAUCAACAUACUGUCCGGGCUGGGCAUCCCAGACCAGAUAUUUAUAGAGCUGCAAGAUGCUAUGAUUCACUUCCUCGAUUUCAUGAUUGAUGAUCCCGAGGUAGCCUUGGGCCUUCUACGUGUUAUGUGCGCAGGACAGGUCCAUGACGUUAUGACACAUAUGUUGGAGUCAGGGUUUCACCCAACGUUAGAGCCGCACCUUCAAGUGAUGCUGGGUGCAUUCCGUGCAGCGAACAUUCUGGAUUUGCGGAGCAAAGCGCGCAUGUUCGUCCAAAAGGGAAGGUGCCUUCUUGGGUGCAUGGAUGAAACACGAAUGCUAGCCCAUGGUGAAGUUUUCAUCCAAGUUACAUGCACAACUGAUGAUCAGGACUUGCAGCAAUUACCAAAUGGAGGGAGUCAUUCGAGGCGUGGGUCGGGAGCAGGCCGAACUGCCUUGCUCCAUGACGUGCACGCUGUUAUCACAGGCUUGGUGGCUGUAGUUAGGAAUCCUUGCUUGCAUCCUGGAGACGUGCGAGUCCUCGUUGCUGUUGACGUACCUGCUCUUCACCACAUAGUAGACUGUGUAGUUUUUCCACAAACCGGACCCCGACCACAUCCAAAUGAAUGCUCUGGAGGAGACUUGGACGGCGACCUUUACACAGUCAUCUGGGAUGAGCGCCUGAUUCCUUCCACCCCAGUAGAGCCUAUGGAGUACAUGGACCUCAAUGCCCAAGAAUUGGAUAGACCGAUUCAACUGGAGGACCUUCAAAGAUUCUUCGUCAACCACAUGAUAAACGACAACCUAGGCCUGAUUUCUAAUGCGCAUACAGCUCAAGCCGAUAUGAGUCCGCAAGGGGUCUUCGAUCCGCUGUGCAUUGAGCUUGCAAAACUAUUCUCCAUGGCAGUCGACUACCCGAAGACUGGUGUCCCAGCUGUCAUGCCUAGAGAGGCCAAGCCAACAAAGUUCCCAGAUUUUCUGGAGAAAGAAUACAAGGAGAGCUAUGAGUCGGAGAAAAUACUCGGUAUUCUGUACCGCAAAGUGAAAGCCAUGACUCCUCAGUGUUUGCCAGAAACCCUACGAGUGACCAUAGCCAAGUUGCAGGAUGCUUACGAUGAAGACCUUGAGUAUGGCGAGUUUCGUUUGUAUCUUGGAGAGGCAUGGGCGUGCAAGCGCGACUACAACAUGCGCUUAGCUUCCCUCAUGAAUCAGUUCCAGAUUACGAGUGAGGCGGAGAUUGUAACCGGGUACAUUCUACAGUUCUCUCCACACUACCAGAAGAAGUCAAAGGAGAUUAAGGAACGAGUAAGGGACCGCUACAUUGCCAUCAGGAAGCAGGCAAGGAAAUGGUUCGCACACGGGUAUGCAUUUGCAGCGGCAGAUGAUCAAAAUGACAAUCGCUCCGAUUGGGUUGAGGAGAAAAGUCUAGAUCCCCACGAAGACAUGCAACGGGCAUCUGCAUGGUAUCAUGUAACCUAUCAUCCCAUCUGGUUAGAAAGAGCGGUGCGUGAAGGGUACAAAGGAGACCCACUGUUGAGCUUUGCAUGGGUGCCUUAUAAAGAGCUUGCGAUUAUCAAGGGUAUGUCUCGGGAUACACCAAAGAAAGCUUCUACAGGCAAACCUUUUCAAAGUUUCAUCAGGUGACUGAUUUAUUUGCUGCAAGCCUGCAACCAGAUAACAAAGCGACAAGCAACACCUAUUCCGACAGGUAACUUAUUGAACAGGAAGUGAAGUGCUAAAAUGUCAGACUGAGUCCUUCAUGGAACAACAAGACCUGUUGGCUAUGGCUUCAUUUGAUGCGGACUGCUCUCUCUCUCUCUCUCUCUCUCUCUCUCUCUCUCUCUCUCUCUCUCUCUCUCUCUCGUUUUGUGACAUAGACGAACACAGAUAUAUUGUGCAGAGCAUCUGUGCCACCUCUCCCAGGUUCAUACGGGAAUUCUCCCUUGGUCCGCGUCCAGCAAUUAACUUACCUGAAUUGUUAUAGCCUUGCAUGUCGUCCUUGCCCUCUCGGAUGUUCACGCGACAGUCAGUUAUAUCUGAAAUUUUACGACAGGUCAAUGCCACGGGCCGGGACACAUGCAGGGGGCUUUGCCAGUGCAUGCAUCCUCGUUCAUCUUUAUCUUUACCUGCCAGUUACAUGACCUUCCUCGCUGUGCAGAUUGUCCAUGUCCGGAGGUCCAGAGGUCCACUACAGUUUCCUUUUGCAAACAGCAUUGAACAGGGUAACAAUUCUGCUCCUCUAUUCCUUUGUUCCUCUGUUCUUCUGUUGCUCUGCUCGUCUGCUUCCUCUGUUCCUGUGAUACUCUUCCUCCACUCGUUUGAUCGCAAUGUUGUGCUGCGCAGGCCAUGAACUCUGUGCCUAUUCCGUGAAAGUAAAGCCUCGCGCAUUGA